Messenger RNA from Penicillium mononematosum, 4206 nucleotides. It is a transcript of the gene spt6, whose product is annotated as chromatin-remodeling histone chaperone SPT6. Gene Ontology annotation, cellular component: transcription elongation factor complex. The record is from RefSeq and is a predicted model, not a curated record. Gene Ontology annotation, biological process: transcription elongation by RNA polymerase II; mRNA transcription by RNA polymerase II; positive regulation of transcription elongation by RNA polymerase II. Gene Ontology annotation, molecular function: nucleosome binding; DNA binding; histone binding. NCBI's taxonomy places the organism in Eukaryota, Fungi, Ascomycota, Eurotiomycetes, Eurotiales, Aspergillaceae. The coding region runs from base 1 to 4206 and encodes 1401 amino acids. The transcript is spliced from 5 exons.
AUGAGCCUUCGCGACCUGAUCGAGGGUGAGGCGGUCAUGGAUGACGAAGAUGAGGAAGUCGCCGACGACUACGAUGCCGAGGGCCGCCCGGAUCCACAUACCAAAAGCCACUACAAUGACUCGAGCGAGGAGGAAGACGAAGAAGAAGAUGACGAGGAGGCUGCUCGCGCCGUCCGCGAAGGGUUCAUUGUCGAUGAGGAUGAAGAAGAUGAACGUGCCGCUCGCAAACACAGGAAACGUCCACGCGCUGCUCGCGAAGAAGAGCACCUUGAUGAAGAAGAUCUGGAACUCAUUGGACAUGGUCCAAGUCAACAUCGUGGACCAGCCACUGAGUCAAAGUUUAAGCGCUUGAAGCGAGGCAAAGAUCGCGAGAGCCACCAACCGUCUCACGGCGUCGAUGACAUUUUCAACUCGGACGAGGAGGAGGAAGCGCAACAAUAUGCUAGGCCAGGCCAGCGCCGAGGCCUGCGCGAUGAGAUGGACGACUUUAUUGAAGAGGAUACCUUCUCCGACGAUGAAGCCCAGCGCGAACGGGAUGACCUUGGGGUUGCGCCUGCCUCCAGAGUCAACAAGACCGGUUUGAUUCCGACUGAUACUUCGGGCUUGGACGAAAAUGCACUUGAGGAUAUGCGCGCUGCAUUCGGUGAUGGCACAGAGUACGAUUUCGCACUGCAAAUGGAAGACCAAGAAGAGGCCGACAAACAAACCGAAGAACGUCACCUAGACUUGAAGGACGUCUUCGAACCAUCCGAGCUGGCCGAGAGGAUGUUGACGGAGGACGAUAACGAAAUUCGUCUCCUCGAUGAACCCGAACGCCAUCAGGUUGCUCGCAAGCCCUAUAAGCAUGUGACAUUGUCCGAGGAUCAAUUCCGGGAGGAGGCAGUCUGGAUCUCAAACUUGAUGUUGCUCAAGAAGCGCAUGGAUCCCGAACUGCGUGAACCAUUCCAGCGGUCCGUCGCUAAGAUGUUGGAAUUCCUGAUCACGGACGACUGGGAAGUGCCCUUCAUUUUCCAGCAUCGCAAAGACUACAUGAUUCAUGCUGUCAAAGAUAUGGCUAAUGGCGCUGAUGCCGGCGACGACUCUGCCCAAUACAGCAUCCGCGCCGAGAAACUCCUCAAUAUGACCGAUCUAUGGGAUAUCUUCGACCAUGAUCUGAAAUUCCGCGCUUUGAUCGACAAGCGUGGUACAAUACAAAAGACAUACGACAACUUGCAAAGUAUCUUCAAUGUGACUGAUUCCAACGUCGAGGAUCAGCUUUUUGCGGCCGCGACCAUGGAGGAACUCCAAGAUGUGCAGGACUAUAUCCAUUUCCAGUACUCCUCACAGCUACGUGAUCUCAACCAGGUCAAUGGGGAGGCUAAUGGAGAAACCCAACGUCGAAAAGCCACUGGCAGGUCUUUCUUUGAGCGGGUUCGAAACGGCAAGGCUUAUGGCUUUGUGCGUGCUUUUGGCAUCACUGCAGAUGCGUUUGCUCAGAAUGCCUCAAAGGAGGGUCGCCGGCAAUACACUGAAGAUCCCACUGAGCAGCCCGAAGAUUUGGCAGAUCAGUUUGUCGACAACGACUUUUCCAACAGUUCACAUGUUCUCAAAGCCGCUAAGUCGAUGUUCGCCGAAGAGCUUACUGUCAGCCCUAAGAUGCGCAAGGUAAUGCGACAGGCAUACUACAUGAACGGAGUCGUCGAUUGCUUCCGCACAGAGAAAGGACUUCGCCGGAUCGAUGAGCAGCACCCUUACGCCGAGUUCAAGUAUCUGCGGAACCAGCAGCUAAGCGAUAUUGCCCGUCGCCCAGAGAUGUUCUUGCGCAUGCUCAAGGCCGAGGAAGAAGGUCUCGUUGAUGUUCGGGUGCGGUUUGAAAACUUUGACCAGUUCCGUACACGUCUCUAUGCCGAUAUUGAGUCAGACAACUACAGUGAGCUUGCUGAUGCUUGGAACCGUGUUCGCCGUGAGGUGUUGGAUCUGGCUCUGGGCAAACUGGAGAAGUUGAUCAAUCGCAGUGUAAAGGAAAACAUUCGACAGGAAUGUGAGAACCAUGUGGCCAAGGAGUGCCGCGAAGCGUUCUCGCAACGUCUCGAUCAGGCCCCUUACAAACCCAAGGGCAUGGUCCUGGGCACCGUGCCCCGUGUUCUGACUCUAUCCACCGGAUCUGGUCAGGUGGGCCGGGACCCCAUUCACUGGGCUUACACAGAAGAAGAUGGCCGUGUCUUGGAGAAUGGCAACCGUGGUAUUGCAGACGGUGAAAACCUGGCCGCUUUUGUGGAUCUGGUUGAUCGUCGUCGACCAGAUGUCAUCGGUGUUUCAGGCAUGACACCCGAGACGCGCCGACUUUACAAGCUUCUAUCCGAAAUUGUCGACCAAAAAGACCUCCGUGGUGCAUCCUACACAAAUGAGCACGAUGAGGAGAUCAGCGAUACCUUAGAGGUGGUCAUUGUCAAUGAUGAGGUUGCCCGGUUAUACCACAACAGCCCUCGCGCUAGAAGCGACAAUCCAGGCUUUGGACCUUUGACCCAUUACUGUGUGGCUCUAGGCCGGUAUUUGCAGAGCCCGCUCAAGGAAUAUGCGUCCUUGGGCCGUGACAUUGUGUCCAUCCAGUUCAAGCCAGGCCAGCAACUAGUCUCCCAGGACCUGCUUCUCAAGCAGCUGGAAACCGCCCUGGUGGACAUGGUCAACUUGGUCGGCGUUGAUCUCAACGAAGCAGUGGCCGACACGGCGACAGCUAAUCUCUUGCCGUACGUCUGCGGCCUUGGUCCCCGAAAGGCGGCUCAUUUGCUCAAGAUUGUCAAUAUGAACGGCGGAAUCGUUAACAACCGGGUGGAAUUGCUUGGUGUCAACGCGACAUACCCGGCUAUGGGUGUCAAAGUUUGGAACAACUGUGCUAGUUUCGUCUACAUCGACUUCGAGAACGCUGAUCCCGAUGCCGAUCCGCUGGAUAACACCCGUGUUCAUCCUGAAGACUACGAUAUCGCGCGCAAGAUGGCUGCUGAUGCUUUGGAGUUGGACGAGGAAGAUAUCAAGGCCGAGACCGAUGAGAACGGCACUGGUGCUAUCAUGCGGAAGCUGUUCCGGGAAGAGGCACAAGACCGUGUCAAUGAUCUUAUCCUGGAGGAGUACGCAGAGCAGCUCGAGAAAAACCUUAACCAGCGUAAGCGUGCCACCCUUGAGACGAUCCGAGCCGAGUUACAACAACCAUACGAGGAAUUGCGCAAGCACUAUGUCUUCCUCAGCACCGAUGAUAUUUUCACAAUGCUCACUGGCGAGACGCCCGACUCUUUAACACCUGGUAUGGUGGUGCCUAUUGCCAUCAAGCGGGUAUUUGAGGAUCACAUUGAGGCCAAACUGGAUUGUGGAGUUGAUGUUCUCGUGGCCGAGACCGAACUCGGUGUUCCCUACGACGUCCCUGUACGCAACGUAUACCAAGUCCACCAGACAGUCCCGGCCAAGAUCUUGUUCUUGAACCGCAAGGGUUUCUCCUGCAAUGUCUCUCUACGUGAGGAUCAAGUUAGUCACCCAUCUCGUCGGAGCCAGGAACAUGGCUUCGGGGAUUGGGACGAACAGCAGGAGCGAGCCGACAAGGAAUCGUUGCAGGAGAAGACGCAGCGUGGAGGCCAAGCCAUGCGUGUCAUUAAGCACCCGCUUUUCCGGCCGUUCAACUCCACCCAGGCGGAGGAGUUCCUAGGCUCUCAAAGCCCAGGUGACGUUGUUAUUCGCCCGUCCUCCCGAGGCCACGAUCACCUAGCUGUCACUUGGAAGGUGGCGCAAGGUGUGUACCAGCACAUUGAUGUUCUGGAGCUGGACAAAGAGAACGAGUUCUCUGUCGGUCGUGUCCUCAAGGUCGGCGGUCGGUAUACCUACAGCGACCUGGAUGACCUGAUCGUCAAUCAUGUCAAAGCGAUGGCCAAGAAGGUGGGCGAGAUGAUGUUCCACGAGAAAUUCCAAGAAGGCAGCAAGACUGAGACAGAUCAAUGGCUUGAGACUUAUACCAAGGCCAACCCCCGUCGCUCGGCAUAUGCAUUCUGCAUUAACGCCAAAUACCCCGGUUACUUUUACCUUUGCUUCAAGGCAGGCGAACAUGCACGACUUCAGAACUGGCCGGUCAAGGUGAUUCCACAGGGCUACGAGCUGCAGAAGAACCCCUACCCGGACAUGAAUGCUCUAUGCAACGGCUUUAAGCUGAUGUUCAGCAACAUGAGCAAGGGCGGCCGGAGAUGA